Limanda limanda (common dab) is the source of this 4726-nucleotide messenger RNA. RefSeq names its product SWI/SNF related, matrix associated, actin dependent regulator of chromatin, subfamily c, member 1a (gene smarcc1a). The transcript is spliced from 28 exons. The record is from RefSeq and is a predicted model, not a curated record. Bases 22 to 3399 code for a protein of 1125 amino acids. NCBI's taxonomy places the organism in Eukaryota, Metazoa, Chordata, Actinopteri, Pleuronectiformes, Pleuronectidae. Gene Ontology annotation, cellular component: SWI/SNF complex; npBAF complex; nBAF complex. Gene Ontology annotation, biological process: positive regulation of DNA-templated transcription. Gene Ontology annotation, molecular function: nucleosomal DNA binding; histone binding.
CAAGCGGACUAAACACACACAAUGGCGACGGCAACGGCAGGCGGGACGGGCUCCGGCGGACCGGCCACCGGCCCGGUCACCGGCGGCGGAGGGGCGGCGGCGCUGGGGCGGAAGAAGGACGGCGGCCCGGCCACCAAGUUCUGGGAGAGCUCGGAGACGAUCUCGCAGAUGGAGACGGUUCGGCAGUGGAUCGGGAAACACUACAAGAAGUAUGUCCAGAACGAUUCGCCCUCCAGUAAGUCCCUGGCGGGCCUGGUGGUCCAGCUGCUGCAGUUCCAGGAGGACGCGUUUGGACGCAGAGUCAACAAUCCUGCUCUUACCAAGCUACCUGCAAAAUGUUUCCAGGAUUUCAAGGCAGCGGGGGCUCUCUGUCACAUCCUGGGAUCUGUCUACAAGUUCAAGAGUGAGCAGGGCUGGCGUCGAUUUGAUCUGCAGAAUCCCUCCAGGAUGGACAGGAACGUGGAAAUGUUCUUGAACGUUGAGAAGAACUUGGUCCAGAAUAACUGCCUGACUCGACCCACUGUCUUCCUGUCGCCGGACAUCGAGCAGAAACAGGCCAGUAAGCUCAAAGACAUCGUCAAGAGGCACCAGGGCUCGAUUACUGAUGACAAGUCAAAGGCCACCCACCACAUUUAUCCCUCAGCUUCCCAACAAGACGAAGAGGAGUGGCUUCGACCGGUCAUGAGGAAAGACAAGCAGGUGCUGGUGCACUGGGGUCUCUACCCAGACAGCUAUGACACCUGGGUCUCAGCCGGCGAGGUGGACGGUGACGUGGAGGAUCCUCCGAGCUCCGACCGACCCUGGAAGGUUCACGCCAAGUGGGUUUUAGAGACAGACGCCUUCAACGAGUGGAUGAACGAGGAAGACUACGAGGUCGACGAGAACAAGAAACCAGUCAGCUUCCGCCAGAGGAUCUUCCCCAAAGAGGAGGAGUCUUCCCGUACACCCGAUCGAAAGGAGCGCAAAGCCAACUCCGCCGGCAAGAAGAGGAGGCGCUCGCCCUCGCCGCCCAGCACUCCUGUUGAGUCUCGCAAGAAGGGAGGAAAGAAGGGGAAUCCCGGGCCUCACUGGAAGCGACGAGUUCACAGAGGAGAAGAGGAGGACACGGAGGAGGACACGACCAAGGACCUGGACGACUCGUCGGCUGGGGCCAGCCUGGAGGAGGGCAGCGUCUCCAAAAAUGCAAGUUCAAAGAAAGACAGCGAAAGCACUCCGGUGAAAGGAGGGAAUGUGGCCGACUUGGAUGACAUGGAGGACGACUCUGUGCUGUCUGGUGGAAAGGAUGACGAGGACACGGGCAAAGCAGAAAUCAACCGGCUGAUCGACACUGGCGAGGACAACGUGACUGAACAGACUCAUCACAUCAUCAUCCCCAGCUACGCUGCCUGGUUCGACUACAACUGCAUCCAUGAGAUUGAGAGAAGAGCCCUCCCCGAGUUCUUCAACGGAAAGAACAAGUCCAAAACUCCAGAGAUAUACUUGGCCUAUCGUAACUUCAUGAUCGACACGUACCGGCUGAACCCUCAGGAGUAUCUCACCUCCACCUCCUGCCGCAGGAACCUGACCGGAGACGUGUGCGCCAUCAUGAGGGUCCAUGCGUUCCUGGAGCAGUGGGGUUUGGUCAAUUACCAGGUCGACUCAGACAGUCGCCCUCUGCCCAUGGGCCCCCCACCCACCCCCCACUUCACUGUGCUGGCUGACACACCCUCCGGCCUCAUACCCCUGAACCACAGACCCCCACCGAUUCCUCCUCAACAGCCGAUGCCCAACUUCAUCGACAAAGGCAAAGAGAAAUCCAUCGACCUGCAGAACUUUGGCCUUCGCAGCGACCUCUACAAGAAAAGCGCCAAGUAUGUUUCUCUACAGGCUAAAGCCGUCACUUCCACCAGGGACUGGACCGAGCAGGAGACUCUACUGCUGCUGGAGGCUCUGGAGAUGUUCAAAGACGACUGGAACAAAGUGUCGGAGCACAUCGGUUCCCGCACCCAGGACGAGUGUAUCCUGCACUUCCUGCGGCUGCCCAUCGAGGAUCCUUACCUGGAGAGCACAGAGUCCACUCUGGGUCCUCUGGCCUACCAGCCCAUUCCCUUCAGCCAGUCUGGAAACCCCGUCAUGAGCACUGUUGCCUUCCUGGCGUCUGUGGUCGACCCCAGAGUCGCAUCUGCUGCAGCCAAGGCAGCGCUAGAGGAGUUCUCCCGUGUGCGUGAGGAGGUUCCUGCUGAGCUGGUGGAGGCUCACGUGAAGAAGGUGCAGGAGGCGGCCAGGAGCACAGGGAAGGUCGACCCCGCCUUCGGCCUGGAGAGCAGUGGCAUCGCUGGCACGGCCCCCGAGGAGCCGGAAAAGACCGAAACCGCAGAGCCAGAAAAGAUGGACACGGACUCAGACUCCCAACAGGCUGAUAAGGCGGAGUCGAAGGAAGAGGCAGAGAAGCCCAGUGAGUCUGCAGAAAAGAGCGAGAAGACGGACGCUGCGGACAAGGUGAAGAAGGAAGGAGCAGAGUCGUCGGACCACGAGGAGGAGGCAGAGGAAGAAGGAGAGGCCAAGGCGUCUCCAGCAGAAAAAGAAAAGGAGGAGACCAUGGAGACAUCGCCCUCAGAGCAGGAGAAGGAGAAGGAGGAGAAGGCAGCUGAAGAUGAGGGAGAGGAGAAGAGGAAGAAGCUGGAGCACGACAUCGGAGAAGGAAACAUCGCCACGGCGGCCGCAGCUGCUCUGGCAUCUGCUGCCACCAAGGCCAAGCACUUGGCGGCCGUGGAGGAGAGGAAGAUCAAGUCCCUGGUUGCUCUGCUGGUUGAGACGCAGAUGAAGAAGCUGGAGAUCAAGCUGAGGCACUUCGAGGAGCUGGAGACCAUCAUGGACCGAGAGAAAGAAGCGUUGGAGCUCCAGCGGCAGCAGCUGCUCACCGAGCGCCAGGCGUUCCACAUGGAGCAGCUCAAAUACGCCGAGAUGAAGGCGAGGCAGCAGAUGGAGCAACAAGCUGCCGCGGCAGCCGCUGCCGCUGCCGCUGCUGCUGCCCAGGCCCAGGGACAGACCCCCGGAUCCGGGCCUCCUCAGCCAGGCAUGCACCCCGGAGGACCCCCACCUCACCACGGAGGACCCCCACCACACCACGGAGGACCACCGCACCCUGGAUACCCCCCAAUGGGUCACCACCCCAUGGCCACGCUCCACCCGGGACCGACAGGACCGAUGGGACCAAACCAGCCGAUACCUGGACGCAUGAUGCCCGGACCACCCUCUGCAGGGGCCCCGUCCAGCGGCAUGGCUCCCAUGAUGCCCCCCCGCCACUCUGGAGCUCCCAACGGCUUGUACCCCGGCCCAGCGCCUGCACAACCUGAACCGGUUCCUGCAGUUGCUGUGGGUCCUCCAGCCCCCCCGAGUGCACGAGUGGCUGACAACUAAGAACUAAACACACACACACACACACACACACAAACAAAAGCACACACACACAAAACUAACUUUAUCUUGCGACCGAUUCAAUAUAUUCCCCUCAGAUCCCAGAUAUUCCAUUAACGUCUUCACAGGACACACACACACACACACAGACACACACACACUCAGGGUUCAGUGGCAAGGGUAACCCAAUUAUACACACACACACACACACACAUCCAGGCUUCCUCUCAGGGCACAAGACUUGUCCAGUAAUAAACACUGUUUUCUGCUCUGUCGGGUCAGAUGGAGGCUGGAGAGAAUAAGUACAGGACAGUGUGUCAAUCAAGCCAAUCACUAGGGGGAGCUAGUGAGUCCAGACAGCAGGGGUUUGUGUGUUCAUGCCCUGAGCUGUUACACACAAACACAGACCAUUCAGACAACAACAUGAUAAAACACACACACACACAGAAGAGGACCCAGCCUGCCCUCACUCUAGUCUUGUCGAGUAUCUACCUCUCGCUCCUCUUUUUAAACAAUACACUGUAGUUCUUUGUGUGUCUGUGGAUGUGUGUGUGUGUGCUCAGGAUAGAGGAGUGUGAGAUGAAGAGAUGGAGAAAUAUGAUCGUCUACAGGCAAACAAGUUUCAAUUCGACAUAUUAAAGCACGUCGAAGACAAUUCUGGGUUUUACAAAUAACAAAGUAAUUUGUCUCCGCCCCCUGAUGUAAACUAAGAUGAUUAUAUAAUUUAUCUUAUCUACAAACCCCAUGAAAAGCCCAAAGUCAACAAUGUACUGUACUCGUCCGUCUUUCAUUAAAUCUCCACCUUGUCUCCGGCUCUCGAGCCAAUUUGUUCCAACUGUUGAGUGAAAUCUUUUAAAAACCCUCAAAAAUAAUUCCAAUUUCAUAAAACUUGUACACAGCAAAGCUCUGGUGCAACGUUGUGGCACAUUGAUGUAUUUCUAAAUAACAAUUAAGCUGAAUCCGUAAGAAUAAAACAUUAAAUAUCACCAAACUUUUCUUUAAGCAUUAACACAACGCUCUCAGAUCUGAGUCUGUUAACACACACGUACACACAAACACACACAGAAACGUAAGCUAGGCUGAGGCUCACACUGGAGGCUGCGUCCACACACACCGACCUGGCCAGACCCUGCUACACACACUGGACACACACAGACACACACAUAUAAACAGACACAUACAUAUAAUCUCCUGCUGACCUUCACACGGCCUUUACAGAGAGGGAGACGCUGUGAUGCGGCUCGAUGGAAACACGCCCGACGGCGAGCGGCGACUCCUCGGCGCGGUGGCUCGUAGACGUUUUUAGGUGCUGAUACUGUAGCGACUGAAC